AUGCCCUGGUGGACUUUAAGAUAUGUCGCUCUACAUCAGCAGAUACUAGAGGAAAGAUCUCCUGAGCUCCUGAACCUGGCGCUCAGCUGCAUAGAGAGAGUGUGCAAAUGCGAGGAGUUGUUUAACAACAUCACGCAAAGGAAUCUGGCCAUUCAGUUACACCUGGAGUGCAGUUACACCUGCCUGACCUACUAUGAGUACCGCAGGGCCAAACAACACUUACAGAUGGCCCAAAAUCUAACGGGACUGGACGUUAACAUGACAGGUGCACUAGGAAAAAGAACGCGUUUUCAAGAGAACUUUCUAGCACAACUCAUUUUGGAUGUGAAACGAAAGGAAGAUUCACCUGUUUCUAAAUCCCAGAGCCCCUCACUUUCACCCACACCCAAAGAAGACUUACCAAAGGACCAUCAGCUGAGUGAUGAUACAGUCCUGAACCAGAUUAACCUAGCGGACCCUUCAGAACAUGAACUCCCAGAUCUCAGCGCAGAAGAACAGGCCCUUAUACUGGCAGUAUGCAUAGACUUUCAGAAGAACAAUCCUGUUCACAAACUAAAUGAUGAGGAACUCCUCGCCUUCACAACGUGUUUGCUGUCUCAACCGAAGUUCUGGGCGGUGGAAGUGACGUCGUUGUGCUUGAGGACUAAACUGGAGAGAAGAAGCUCACGAAGAGUUGAACGUGCCAUGAUGCAAACACAGGCGCUGGUGGAUUUCUUCAGUGAGAAGAAUUGUGACGUGACUGAAAGACUGAAGAUGUUUUACACCUGCAGGGCUCCGCCUCUUUGGGAUCUGCAGAGACAGUUGGCGAGUCUGUUGACUGAUUUGGGUCUGACGAGUUCUGCACUGCUGAUCUACGAGCGGCUGGAGCUGUGGGAGGACGCGGUCGUCUGUCUGGAGAGGAUGGGCCAACACGGCAAGGCAGAGGAGAUUUUGAGGCGGGAACUGGAGAAAAAGGAGACACCGUCUCUCUAUUGUCUGUUAGGAGAUGUGCUGAAGGAUCCCAACUAUUACGACAGAGCUUGGGAGCUCUCCAAACACCGCAGUGCACGCGCCCAAAGGUCCAAAGCUUUACAUCAUCUACGAAACAAAGAAUUCCAGCAGUGUGUGGACUGUUUCGAAAGAUCCCUUAAAAUCAACUCCAUGCAGCUGGGCGUGUGGUUCUCCCUGGGUUGUGCGUAUUUUGCUCUGGAAGGUUACGAAGGGGCCGCCAGAGCUUUUCAGAGGUGCGUCGGGCUGGAGCCAGAUAAUUCAGAAGCAUGGAACAACCUCUCCACAGCGUACAUUAAACUGAGAAUGAAGGAGAAGGCGUUCCGCACUCUUCAGGAAGCACUCAAGUGUAAUUAUGAGCGAUGGCAGAUCUGGGAGAAUUUCAUCGCUGUGUGUAUAGACCUGGGCGAGUUCAGUGAAGCUAUCAGAGCGUACCAUCGGCUCAUGGACAUGAAGGACAAAUACAAGGACGUGGAGGUGUUGGAAAUCCUUGUACGUUCUGUAGUUGAGAACCUGACAGAUCACCAUGGUGACCAGGCAUCUAAUCUUAAAUCUAAAUUACAAGAGCUCUUUGGUCGAGUCUCUGCCCGCUGCAGCACAGAUGCCCAAAUAUGGAGGCAGUACGCUCAUCUCUACGGGGAUGGCCAUAGCAACAACCUAGAAGACAAUGAGAAGGCACUACAGUUCUUAAGUAAAGCCCAUCGGUGUGAGACACAGGCCGCAGGCUGGGAGAAAGACCUCAGCAGCUUCAGAUCUGUAGUGAAAGGGGCCAAAGACAUGGCUAACGUGGCUAUCAGCUGUAGCAGGUCUAAGCAAAAUCCUCAAGAAGGUCUGCAGUUAUUGUCUUCGGCUCGACUCAGUCUGAAGAGUCUGGUCACCAAAGCUAAACAACUCUACACUGAUGUUGCCACAGGGGAACUUCAAGAUGAUGUCACAGGUGACAUCACAGAGCUUGAGCAGCUCAUCACAGAGCUGCAGGACCUGAGUGCACAGCUCCGUAGCCCAUGAGCAACCUGCAUAGUACAUUUAUCCAGCCUUCGAUUGGUUAAUUGGCAGCCUUUGUUUAGUUAAUCAGUAUUUUAACAUCAUGUUUUACACAAGAACUCAUCUGGAGAACUUUUAAUCGCUUCUGUUAAAAGUCAAUCGUCAGCUGGUAGAAAACAGAAAGAAAAGUCUUGGGAAGUGAGAUCAACAUAAACUGACAUUGGAUCAGUUGUCUUAAUGCUAAUCCGAAGUUCCUUGAUCACAUGAUCUGUGUGAAUCCCUAAGGCUGGCAUUGAAUUGCCUAUGCCUUAUGUAUAACAGUGCCUCUAUCCAAUUUAAUAAUAAAUACUCAUAUCUUUCUUAUAUAA
Molecule: messenger RNA, 2339 nt
Organism: Misgurnus anguillicaudatus (oriental weatherfish)
Lineage: Eukaryota; Metazoa; Chordata; Actinopteri; Cypriniformes; Cobitidae
Source: RefSeq, a predicted model, not a curated record